AUGGCUACUCCUUUUCCACAAACUGCUGAUAAAUUGAAGGGCGUUGAGAUUUUAGCUCCAAUUCCAGAGAAAGCUAAGCACAUUUACAAUGCUGAAGCUUUGGCUUUCGUUGCAACUUUGCAUCGUGCUUUCCAACCUACCAGAGAGAAGUUAUUGGCUGCUAGAAAGGAUCAGCAAAAAUUGAGAGAUCAAGGAUUCUUGCCUGACUUCCUUCCAGAAACCAAGUAUAUAAGGGAAGAUCCAACUUGGACCGGUCCUCCAUUGGCUAGGGGUUUGGAAGACAGAAGAGUUGAAAUUACCGGACCAACCGACAGAAAGAUGGUUAUCAAUGCCUUAAACUCUCAGGUUGCUACUUAUAUGGCUGAUUUUGAAGAUUCAUUGACCCCUGCAUGGGCCAAUAUAACUGAUGGUCAAGCCAAUUUAUAUGAUGGUGUUAGAAGGAAUUUGACCUUUGAGACCAAUGGAAAGAAGUACGCAUUAAACCUUGACCCUAAGAGACAUAUCCCAACCUUGAUCGUAAGACCAAGAGGAUGGCAUUUGGAUGAGAAACAUGUCCUCGUCGAUGGUGUUCCGGUUUCUGGUGGUAUCUUUGACUUUGCCAUUUAUUUCUUUAACAAUGCCAAAGAAACUGUCAAGCAAGGAUUUGGACCAUACUUUUACCUUCCAAAGAUGGAGCACCACCUUGAGGCUAAAUUAUGGAACGAUAUUUUCAACUACUCCCAAGACUAUAUUGGAUUACAGAGAGGUACUAUUAGAGGAUCUGUUUUGAUCGAGACUUUACCAGCUGCAUUCCAAAUGGAUGAAAUCAUUUACCAAUUGAGACAACACAUUGGUGGUUUGAACUGUGGUAGAUGGGAUUACAUCUUCUCUUACAUCAAGUCAUUGAGGAAUCACGCAGAAUUUAUUUUGCCAGACAGAUCCCAAGUCACUAUGGCAGCUCCAUUCAUGUCUUCUUAUGUCAAAUUGCUUGUCCACACUUGUCACAAAAGGCAAGUCCAUGCUUUAGGUGGUAUGGCUGCCCAGAUUCCAAUCAAGAAUGAUGAGCAGAGAAACAAGGCUGCUUUAGAAAACGUUGCAAAGGAUAAGUUGAGAGAAGUAUCACUCGGAUGCGAUUCAUGCUGGAUAGCACACCCUGCAUUAGUGCCUGUUGUAUUGAAAGUUUUCAAUGAGCACAUGAAGGGUCCAAAUCAAAUCAAUGUUCCUCCAAAGGUUCCAUAUACUCCAGUUACCGCUAGGGACUUAUUAAGCCCUUAUGUUCCUGGUGGCAAGAUCACUGAACAAGGUAUCAGGGCAAACAUCAUUAUUGGUUUGUCAUACAUUGAAGCUUGGUUACGUGACAUUGGCUGUGUUCCAAUUAACUACUUGAUGGAGGAUGCUGCAACUGCAGAGGUCUCUAGAACUCAAAUCUGGCAAUGGGUUACCCAUGGUUGCAAGACCGAUACUGGUGUCACUAUUACUAAACAAUACGUUGCCAAAUUGUUGGAUGAGGAAUAUUCUAAAUUGCAAAAGGCUGCUAAGCCUGGUAACAAGUUUAAGCAGGCAUUGAAAUACUUCAAGCCAGAAGCUGCCGCUGAGAAGUACUCAGAUUUUGUUACAACUUUGCUUUACGACGAUGUCACUACCAUUGGCAGACCAGUUGCUGCAGAUAAGUUGUAA
Molecule: messenger RNA, 1656 nt
Organism: Priceomyces carsonii
Lineage: Eukaryota; Fungi; Ascomycota; Pichiomycetes; Serinales; Debaryomycetaceae
Gene: MLS1
Product: malate synthase
Exons: 1
Coding region: 1-1656 (551 amino acids)
Biological process (GO): glyoxylate cycle
Cellular component (GO): cytoplasm; peroxisomal matrix
Molecular function (GO): malate synthase activity
Source: RefSeq, a predicted model, not a curated record